Molecule: messenger RNA, 2168 nt
Organism: Symbiodinium necroappetens
Lineage: Eukaryota; Dinophyceae; Suessiales; Symbiodiniaceae
Source: the annotation of a GenBank genome assembly
AUGGCAUUCUGCACAUUUCGUUCCGGAGCCGGCGCUGGCUUGGAAGUGCAGCAGCUGUUGGCGGGCGCCGUUCGGCGCGUGCCCGUGUGCCACAAGGAUGUAUCGCCAGGAGGCGCCGAUGCCAGGUGGGGCUCGGUCACCGUGGCCGUGCUCUUGCUGGUUCGAGGUCGCAGUCGGAAGCAACACAGGGCAAGGCUCUGUGCCCAGAGGUCGAAGCUGGAGGACACUUUGACGCGGGACAGGGUCUGCGAAGUGGUGGAUGAGUAUGGAGCGGCUUGGGAGAACCAAGAUCCUGCCAGGAUCUGCGCUCUUUUUGCACGCGAUGCCGUCUAUGUGGAGCGAAGCUUUGACAAGCGGAGCACAUACCGUGGGCGUCAGGCCAUUCGGGACUAUUGGGAAGUGCAGAUUGCGGGCAAGCAGUCGAACAUCGGCUUUCGACAUGUUGUUGGCGACAUGGUCUUGGACUCCGAAAACCGCAAGGCAGUCGUGAAAUGGCUGGCCGAGUUUGACAACGUUCGCUAUCGAGUGAAAGACAAGCAGAAGAGAUGCCACUUCGUUCAAGUGGCGAUUUUGGAGUUCUCUGCCGACCUGAAGGAGCUCCUGUACUUGGAGGAGUACAUGCAGAGUGUGGCCGGAGCAGGGUUCCGGUGGCCAGGCUUGGCUACCCCGGAACCUCAAAUGCGGGCAAUCCUGCGGAUGGAGCCGGAAUCCUUCGGAACUCCACCGUCGCCAUCACGAUGCCAGCGCUGUGGUGUGGCUUUUCCCUCGAGAAAUGCACUUUUCCGGCACAUCCGCGAGGGGUCUUGCUACGAAAAGAAACCGCCUGCCCCACCCUCCAUCCUUUCAAGGGAGUCGCGAAGGCAUGUUGCCUUGACGGUGUCUUAUCAUCACUGGGAGGACCGCCUGUGGAAGGAGCUGGUCCGUGCGGCCUGGACAGCAUUUCCGCCCAGCCAAGCGGAAAAGAAGAAGCAGCACCCGUCACCUCGACUUUCCGGUGCCGUGCCGUCCAACCGGAUCGCCAAUGCAGUGGUGAACGUUUUCGGCCUGCGCCUUCCGAAAUGUGCCGAGGGGAUUCCGGAUGCAGAGGUGGGCCAACGCAUUCAGGAGGAGCUCACUGACGGCCCGAACUUCCGUAUCCUUGCAUGCACGGGCGUCGACUCUGGUUUCCAUGCUUCGUGCUUCUGCGAAGUCCAGCGGUAUGAAGUCAUGGUUCCUUGGUCAGUGCUGGAACCCGAUGAUUUCCGCCCAAGCAUUCUGCAAGGCUGCGAAGAGUCAGCCGUGCACUUCGACCGUGAGCUUGCAAAGCGUGUGAAGCGCGGGAUCCAACACUUCCGGCCCGGGCCCCGCUGCUGGCGCAACUUCUGCGAGAAAAGGAGCGUGGGCAGAGGGGAUCUGCCCGAGUUUGCCUUGAACCGCUUCAGAGCCACGGUGGGCCCGGAUGGGUGGUUUAUCCUCUCCUUGGGAGUGCAGAGUGCGUUGCCUGGCAUGGUGGAGCGGAUCGUCAGAGGCCUUGUCCUGUGGACUCGUGGCUUUGCACCCGACGACUUUCUGAAGCUGGCUUUUUCCGGCGUUCCUGUCCCGGUGCCGAAAAUCCCCAGCUUCUGUGUCUAUUUGCGGGCUCCGCACAUGUAUCGAUAUGAACACAAGUACAGCAUCAGCCUGACCAACUGCGAUUUGACAGACGAUUGUUUGCAAGCGAUGCGGCAAAGAAUUGUUUCAGAGGAGCAGGUACGCCGCGAGCAGCGAAAAGAUGCUGCAAACGCGCCGAGUGCAGAGCGCGACAGUGAGAGGCAUGAGCAAGUGCUCCGAGUUCGACGCCGCGAGUUUCUCCACCACUGGCGGGAGGCAGCACUGCUUUUCAAGCGUGCACGGAUGUGGCAGCUGCAGCGGCCCCGCCUGGUCAUGGACAUUACUGGGCAGACCAUUCUCGCGGCCUCCUUCCUCGUUCUCGCGCAGCGUGCUCGCCAAAGGCGAGCUGCUCGCAAGGCGCAGGAGAAGGUGCGCAGCAUGUGUGAUCGAUCUUCGCUCAUGCGAAGCUUUGACGAGUGGGCGAAGGUGUACGAGCACGAGUCCUCCAGCUUCUUUGCCUCUCGUCUCCUUGAUCGGUGGAAGCUCUCAAGGAUUCUGGAGCGCUGGAAGCAGCACACGGUCUUCAGAGCCGGAUUCGC